Molecule: messenger RNA, 2099 nt
Organism: Cylas formicarius (sweet potato weevil)
Lineage: Eukaryota; Metazoa; Arthropoda; Insecta; Coleoptera; Brentidae
Product: protein disulfide-isomerase A5
Exons: 9
Coding region: 117-2018 (633 amino acids)
Biological process (GO): protein folding
Cellular component (GO): endoplasmic reticulum
Molecular function (GO): protein disulfide isomerase activity
Source: RefSeq, a predicted model, not a curated record
GUACGUUUUAACAUGGCGUCGGAUUAACGUUACCGGUUCGUUCUUGGUUAUUCGUGCUAGAAUUUUCGCGAAAUUAUAAAACAAAAACUCGCGAAAUACAAAGCACAAGAACCGCAAUGAACAAGCUGGGUCUUAUCUUUUUCGUUUUGGUGACACUUACCGGAAAUUUCCGUUUUGCCUGCAACGCGAUCAAGACUGGCAACAAAAAACCAAUCAUAGAAAACCCGGUGGAUAUUAAAGACUUGAAAAAGCUACUCAGAACGAAAACCAACGUGCUUAUUUGUUUCUAUAACUCGUUUAAGCAGUCCCAAAACAUAAUCAAACUCGUCCAGGAAGUAGCGGACAGUAUCAAAGGGGAAGGGACGAUCGCUUUAGUAGACUGCUCCGGAGAUUCGAAAAAGAUGUGUAAGAAGUUGAAAAUCCCGACGCACGAACCCUACGUACUGAAACACUACAAGGAAGGAGAGUUCAACAGAGAUUACGACAGAAAGUACACGGCCGCGUCGAUGACGAAUUUCAUGAGGGACCCGACGGGCGACCUGCCCUGGGAGGAAGACGCCGCCGCCAACGACGUCGUCCACGUCCCGGAUCCCGCGAGCCUGGCCCGGCUGCUCAAAAAGGAGAUCCGCCCCAUUCUGAUCAUGUUCUACGCGCCGUGGUGCGGCUACUGCAAAUCCCUUAAACCCGAAUACUCCGAGGCGGCCCGCGAACUGAAGGACGAGGCCGUACUCGCUGCAAUGGACGUGAACCGACCGGAAAACACCGGAGUACGUGUACGCUACAACGUCACCGGGUUCCCCACCCUGCAGUAUUUCGAGAACGGCGCCCUAAGGUUCACGUACGAAGGGGAAAACAAAAAGGCAGCGCUCGUGGAGUUCGUACGCAACCCGGCCGCACCUCCCGUCAAAAUUCAGGAACCGGACUGGUCCGAGACUGACAACGAAGUAGUUCAUUUGACCGCGACCAGUUUCGACCCGGUCAUCAAGGAGGAGUCGUCGGUGCUCGUGAUGUUUUAUGCGCCCUGGUGCGGUCACUGCAAGAAGAUGAAACCCGAAUACGAAACGGCGGCUGCGCAAAUGAAACACGAAGGGAUUCCGGGCGUGUUGGCGGCAGUCGACGCGACCAAAGAACAAUCGAUCGCGUCGAGGUACGCGGUCAAGGGCUUCCCGACAGUACUGUACUUUUCGUACGGCGAGAGGCGGUUCGACGUGAACGCGCGGGACAGCCGCAAAAUCGUAGAGUUCAUGCGGGACCCGCGCGAACCGCCGCCGCCGCCGCCACCGGAGAAACCGUGGUCGGAGGAGGGCGACGACGUCGUCCACCUCACCGAAGAAACGUUCAAGCCGUUCUUAAAGAGGAAAAAGCACGCGCUGGUCAUGUUUUACGCGCCCUGGUGUGGCCACUGCAAAAGGGCCAAACCCGAAUUCUCGGCCGCCGCAUCCGAGUUUCGGGACGACACGCGGGUCGAGUUUGCCGCCGUCGACUGCACCGCCCACGCUGCGCUCUGCGGCGCACUCGACGUCAAAGGUUAUCCGACCCUGACUUACUUCAGCUACUACAACAAGGCUCAGUUACCGUAUGCGGGAGGCAGAACGAAAGCGGACUUUGUCGAGUUCGUGUCGAAUCCGGUUGGAGGCGGGGCCGUGCCGCGCGAAUCGUGGGUCAUCGACCCGGUACUUCUCAAUCUGACCGGGAAAAAUUUCAAAGCGACCCUGCAGAGCAACGAGCUCGUCCUGGUCAUGUUUUACGCGCCCUGGUGUGGCCAUUGUAAAAAGAUGAAGCCCGAGUACGUGGCGGCGGCGCGGGAGCUCGAACGAGAGGGCCUCGGCCGACGCCUCGCCGUGGUCGAUUGCACUGAGAACCCGGACCUGGCCGAGGAGUACCGGGUACAGGGGUUCCCCACCAUCAAGCUGUUUCGCGACGGCGUCUACGUCGCCGAUUACGACGGGAAACGCAGCGCGGACGACAUCAAGGCGUUCGUCCGCGAGCACUACCCUCGCAGGAAGGAGGAGCUGUGACGGCUCGUGGAGUACUUAUUCGCGACCGAUUUGUAAUAAAAAAAAAUUCGUAAAACGUUUUUUUUUUUUUGGGCCCAUGCU